AUGUCACCAAUUUCAACCACUGAGGUAAACGAAUUAGAGUCCAAGACAAAAGAACUAGACUUGAACAAUGCCACUUCAAAGCAGGAUUCAGCUAAAGCAGACGGUUUGAAUACAAGUGGUGCAGCAGACGAUGCUGAAGAUGAUGAGGACCAAGAUGAGUCUGCCGCAAAUGGAACCACUUCCUCCUCCUCAGACAAGAAAAAGAAAAAGAAGAAAAACAACAAAAAGAAGAAGAAGUUGGUUGCUAUUGACCAAUCGUAUCCUGAUGGUGUAUUCCCGGAAGGGGAAUGGAUGGAAUACCCAUUAGAUUCCAACAAGCAUCGCACAACAUCAGAAGAAUUGAGGUAUUUAGAUAGACAACAAAAUAACAAAUGGGAAGAUUUCAGAAAAGGUGCUGAAAUUCAUCGUCGUGUUCGUGCAAAAGCCAGGUCAUCAAUUAAACCCGGUAUGCCAAUGUCGGAAAUUGCUGACUUGAUUGAAAAUUCCGUCAGAGCUUAUGCCAAUGCUGAUCAUACUAAAAAGGCAGGUAUUGGGUUCCCCACUGGGUUGUCAUUGAACCACGUUGCCGCUCAUUACACGCCAAAUACUGGAGACAAAGUAGUGUUGGGUAAAGACGACAUUAUGAAGGUUGAUAUUGGUGUACAUGUCAAUGGACGUAUUUGUGACUCUGCAUUCACCAUGACAUUCAAUGAAGAUGGUAAAUACGAUACGAUAAUGCAAGCGGUUAAAGAAGCAACCAAUACUGGUGUUAAGGAAGCUGGAAUAGACGUUAGAAUGAAUGAUAUUGGUGCAGCUAUUCAAGAAGUUAUGGAAAGUUACGAAAUGGAGGAAAAUGGUAAAACAUACCCCAUCAAAUGUAUUCGUAACCUCAAUGGACACAAUAUAGGUGACUAUGUAAUUCAUUAUGGUAAAAAUGUCCCUAUCAUAGCUAAUGGAGACAACACCAAGAUGGAAGAAGGUGAAACCUUUGCCGUUGAGACGUUUGGAUCCACUGGAAAAGGAUAUGUCUUACCCGAGGGGGAAUGUUCUCAUUAUGCAUUGAAUCAAAAUAUCGAUGGCAUUAGAGUACCUUCGGAACGAUGCAAAUCAUUGUUGAACUCAAUACAAGAGAAUUUUGGAACAUUGCCUUGGUGUAGGAGAUAUUUGGAACGCACUGGAGAAGAUAAAUACUUGUUGGCAUUGAAUCAAUUGGUGAGAGCUGGAAUUGUGGAGGCUUAUCCACCUAUUGCUGAUAAGCUAGGUAGUUACACUGCUCAAUUCGAACACACUAUAUUGUUGCAUCCUCAUAAAAAGGAAGUUGUCACUCGUGGUGAUGAUUAUUGA
Messenger RNA from Lodderomyces parapsilosis, 1323 nucleotides. RefSeq names its product methionine aminopeptidase. The coding region runs from base 1 to 1323 and encodes 440 amino acids. NCBI's taxonomy places the organism in Eukaryota, Fungi, Ascomycota, Pichiomycetes, Serinales, Debaryomycetaceae. Gene Ontology annotation, biological process: proteolysis. The record is from RefSeq and is a predicted model, not a curated record. Gene Ontology annotation, molecular function: metalloaminopeptidase activity. The transcript has a single exon.